AGGAAGAACUUUAAAUGAGCAUUAUAUCUAAUAUUGUAUAAGAAAUAAUAAUAUUYAUUUCAUGUGAGGCAGCCAUGCGGUCGGAGCGGACACACCAGUACUUUCUCUUGACGUUUGGCUUGGUGAACAUAGCUUAUCAUUGCACAGSUACAAGCCUUGGUACCUCUAAUCGAGCUUUGAGCCUUGUUUUUGACUAUUUUCAAAAGCAAGAGCUCAUUUUAUCACAAGACAUGAAAGGUGCGAAGCAGCAGUCAAUCCAAGUAGAUGACAAAACAGAUUGUAUUUUUGAGUGUAUUGCAACACACUGGUGYCGUUCGGUGAACUUCAGAACUACGCCCUUGAAAAACAGUGGUCGACAUGUUUGUGAGCUUAUUUCUUCCGAUCAGUUUACCAGCAAAGGAAACCUUACACAGAAUGCGGGUGUUGAUCACUACAGUGUUAAGAAUCCUUGCGAGAGAAAGCCGUGUCAAAAUGGCGGCGAAUGCAGCAUUGAUGACGACAGACAAGACUAUCAAUGCAAGUGCAAGACUGGUUUCACAGGGAAGAAUUGUGAAAAUGACAUCGACGAAUGCAAGUUGAGAACGCAUAAUUGCCAUGUUAACGCACGCUGUACUAACAACGUGGGCUCGUACACCUGUCAAUGUAAAACAGGUUACCAAGGAAACGGCCGUUCGUGCUCAGAUAUUGAUGAAUGCUCAUCUGGUGCGCAUGAUUGCCAUGCUAAUGCACGCUGUACUAACAACGUGGGCUCGUAUACUUGCAAGUGCAAAUCAGGCUUCCAAGGAAAUGGAGUCACGUGCUCAGAUAUUGAUGAAUGUCAAUUAAGAACGCAUAAUUGCCAUGCUAAUGCACGCUGUACUAACAACGUKGGCUCGUAUACUUGCAAGUGCAAAUCAGGUUACCAAGGAAGUGGAGUCACGUGCUCAGAUAUUGAUGAAUGUACAUCAGGAGCGCAUAAUUGCCAUGCUAAUGCACUCUGUACUAACAACGUGGGCUCGUAUACGUGCAAGUGCAAAUCAGGCUUCCAAGGAAAUGGCAACACGUGCUUAGCUUCAAGCUUCACUUUUCCAGAGUUUUCCCCAAGGCUGAUCGUUGGUAAAGAUCAAACCUUUUGGGUUUGGUACGGAGAAGAUCUUGCUAAUUAUGACGAAGCAAAUAAUUCGGGGACAACGUGUGCAAAUGUCUUUAUGGAAUAUAGAGAUCWGUAA
Molecule: messenger RNA, 1208 nt
Organism: Exaiptasia diaphana
Lineage: Eukaryota; Metazoa; Cnidaria; Anthozoa; Actiniaria; Aiptasiidae
Product: fibulin-1
Molecular function (GO): calcium ion binding
Source: RefSeq, a predicted model, not a curated record